Molecule: messenger RNA, 3414 nt
Organism: Glycine soja
Lineage: Eukaryota; Viridiplantae; Streptophyta; Magnoliopsida; Fabales; Fabaceae
Product: MDIS1-interacting receptor like kinase 2-like
Exons: 2
Coding region: 48-3341 (1097 amino acids)
Biological process (GO): protein phosphorylation; hormone-mediated signaling pathway
Cellular component (GO): plasma membrane
Molecular function (GO): ATP binding; protein binding; protein kinase activity
Source: RefSeq, a predicted model, not a curated record
UUCAAAGUCUCAACUUCUCAUUACUUCCAAACAUUCUCACUCUAAAUAUGAGUCACAACUCCUUGAAUGGAACUAUUCCUCCUCAAAUUGGUUCCUUAUCCAAUCUCAACACUCUUGACUUGUCCACUAAUAACCUCUUUGGUAGCAUUCCCAAUACCAUUGGUAAUCUCUCCAAACUCUUGUUUCUUAAUCUUUCUGACAAUGAUCUCUCUGGUACUAUUCCUUCUGAAAUAGUACACUUGGUUGGUCUUCAUACAUUGCGCAUAGGUGAUAAUAAUUUCACUGGAUCCCUUCCUCAAGAAAUAGGUAGAUUGAUGAAUCUGAGAAUACUUGAUAUUCCUCGGUCCAAUAUCUCAGGGACUAUCCCAAUCUCAAUAGAAAAGUUAUGCAAUUUGUCUCAUCUAGAUGUCGAAAGCAACGACCUUUCUGGCAACAUUCCACUGAGAAUUUGGCAUAUGAACCUAAAGCAUUUGUCAUUUGCUGAUAAUAACUUCAACGGUUCCAUCCCCAAAGAAAUUGCGAAUUUGAGGAGCAUCGAGACUCUCUGGCUUUGGAAAAGUGGGCUUUCUGGCUCCAUUCCCAAAGAAAUUUGGAUGCUGAGGAAUCUAACAUGGCUUGACAUGAGCCAAUCCAGUUUCAGCGGGUCUAUUCCUCGUGAUAUUGGGAAGUUAAGGAACCUAAAGAUUCUUAAUAUGUCGAAAAGUGGCUUGUCUGGCUCCAUGCCCGAAGAAAUUUGGACGUUGCGUAAUUUAGAACAACUUGACAUAAGCAUGUGUAAUCUUAUUGGGUCAAUUCCUAUUUCAAUUGGAGCACUGGUCAAUCUAACACUUCUAAGUUUACACGAUAACCAACUUUUUGGUCACAUUCCUCAUGAAAUUGGGAAGUUGGUUAACCUCCAGAUUCUAGAUCUCAGAAGUAAUAAUCUUUCUGGCUUCAUUCCUCCUGAAAUUGGUUUUUUGAAACAACUUGGUCAACUUGAUUUGUCCAUUAACUUUCUCUCUGGUGAAAUCCCCUUUACAAUUGGAAACUUGAGCAAUUUAUAUGAUCUUUACCUUGAUUUAAACAGCCUCUCUGGAGCAAUCCCAGCUUCCAUAGGCAACUUGGUCAAUUUGGACUCCAUGAUCCUUGCUGCAAAUAAACUCUCUGGGUCCAUUCCUUUCACCAUUGGAAAUUUGUCAAAGCUUAGUGUAUUAACUAUAUCCUUUAAUGAACUCACUGGAUCAAUUCCUUCCAUUAUUGGAAAUUUAUCAAAUAUCAGGGCAUUAAGAUUUAUUGGAAAUGAACUUGGUGGCAAUAUUCCAAUAGAAAUGAGCAUGCUUACUGCUCUGGAAAGUUUGCAGCUAAGUCACAAUAAUUUUAUAGGCCAUUUACCUCAAAACAUUUGCAUUGGUGGAACGUUCAAAAAAAUUUCUGCUGAAAAUAACAACUUCAUAGGCCCAAUUCCAGUGAGUUUGAAGAAUUGCUCCAGUCUUAUAAGAGUCAGGCUUCAGCGAAACCAGCUAACUGGGGAUAUAACAGAUGCUUUUGGUGUACUUCCAAAUUUGGACUACAUCGAAUUGAGUGACAAUAACUUUUAUGGUCAACUAUCACCUAACUGGGGAAAGUUUCGUAGCCUCACAAGCCUCAUGAUCUCCAACAAUAAUUUAUCAGGUGUGAUACCACCAGAACUAGCUGGGGCAACCAAAUUACAACGACUUCACCUGUCCUCAAACCAUCUUACAGGAAACAUUCCACAUGAUUUAUGUAACUUGCCCUUGUUUGAUCUCUCACUCGACAACAAUAAUCUUACAGGAAAUGUUCCCAAAGAAAUAGCAUCAAUGCAGAAACUUCAAAUUUUGAAGCUUGGAUCAAAUAAGUUGUCUGGCUUAAUCCCAAAGCAACUAGGAAAUUUGCUCAAUUUAUUGAACAUGAGUCUGAGCCAAAAUAAUUUUCAGGGAAAUAUUCCUUCAGAGCUUGGCAAACUGAAAUUUCUUACGAGUCUUGAUCUUGGUGGAAAUUCUUUGAGAGGAACAAUACCUUCAAUGUUUGGAGAAUUAAAAGGCUUAGAAGUACUGAAUGUCUCUCACAAUAAUCUUUCAGGUGAUCUCUCUAGCUUCGAUGAUAUGACGAGCUUGACAUCUAUUGAUAUAUCAUACAACCAGUUUGAGGGUCCACUUCCAAACAUUCUAUCCUUCCACAAUGCUAAAAUUGAAGCAUUGAGAAAUAAUAAAGGCUUGUGUGGCAAUGUCACUGGCUUGGAGCCUUGCUCAACAUCAAGUGGGAAAUCUCAUAAUCAUAUGAGGAAGAAAGUAAUGAUAGUAAUUUUACCCCUUACUUUGGGCAUUCUAAUACUGGCAUUAUUUGCUUUCGGAGUCUCGUAUCAUUUAUGCCAAACCUCAACGAACAAAGAAGACCAGGCUACAAGUAUACAAACUCCUAACAUAUUUGCAAUAUGGAGUUUUGAUGGCAAAAUGGUAUUCGAGAAUAUUAUUGAAGCCACAGAAGAUUUUGACGACAAACAUCUCAUUGGUGUUGGAGGGCAAGGAUGUGUUUACAAAGCAGUGCUGCCUACAGGUCAAGUUGUUGCUGUGAAGAAACUCCAUUCGGUUCCAAAUGGAGAGAUGCUCAAUCUGAAAGCUUUCACAUGUGAGAUCCAAGCUUUGACAGAAAUUCGACAUCGUAACAUUGUAAAGUUAUAUGGGUUUUGUUCACAUUCACAAUUCUCAUUUUUGGUGUGUGAAUUCCUGGAGAAUGGCAGUGUUGAGAAGACUCUGAAGGAUGAUGGACAAGCAAUGGCAUUUGAUUGGUAUAAGAGGGUGAAUGUUGUUAAAGAUGUAGCAAUUGCUUUGUGCUAUAUGCACCAUGAAUGCUCACCUCGAAUUGUUCAUCGUGAUAUAUCAAGCAAGAAUGUUCUUUUGGAUUCCGAAUAUGUAGCUCAUGUCUCAGACUUUGGAACAGCCAAGUUUCUUAAUCCAGAUUCAUCCAAUUGGACCUCAUUCGUAGGAACCUUUGGAUAUGCUGCUCCAGAACUUGCAUACACAAUGGAGGUGAAUGAGAAAUGUGACGUGUAUAGUUUUGGGGUCCUAGCAUGGGAAAUACUUAUUGGGAAGCACCCUGGUGAUGUUAUAUCUUCUUUAUUGGGAUCAUCUCCAUCUACUCUUGUGGCCUCAACACUCGAUCUCAUGGCAUUGAUGGAUAAGUUGGACCAACGUCUCCCUCAUCCAACAAAGCCAAUUGGUAAGGAAGUGGCAUCAAUUGCAAAGAUAGCAAUGGCCUGCUUGACUGAAAGUCCACGAUCUCGCCCUACCAUGGAGCAGGUUGCCAAUGAGCUGGUAAUGUCAAGCUCAUCUUCAAUGGAUUAGCUCUACAUUGUCACUUAUAUAUAGCUGAAAGAUUGAGCUUAAUAAACAUGCUUGAGUUUUAAUUGUUCUUUUC